CAGACGGAAGCGGAAGUGUCGGUGACGCGCGAGUAGGAAGAGGUGAUUCCUGGAGUAGAGAUGGCUGCUCUUGCACCCCUGCCCCCGCUCCCCCCACAAUUUAAGAGCAUACAGCAUCAUCUGAGGACCGCUCAGGAGCAUGACAAGCGGGACCCUGUGGUGGCCUAUUACUGUCGUUUAUAUGCUAUGCAAACUGGAAUGAAGAUUGAUAGUAAAACUCCUGAAUGUCGUAAAUUUUUAUCAAAGUUAAUGGAUCAAUUAGAAGCUCUUAAGAAACAGUUGGGUGAUAAUGAAGCUAUUACUCAAGAAAUAGUUGGUUGUGCUCAUUUGGAGAAUUAUGCUUUGAAAAUGUUUUUGUAUGCAGACAAUGAAGAUCGUGCUGGGCGAUUUCACAAAAACAUGAUCAAGUCCUUCUAUACUGCAAGCCUUUUAAUAGAUGUCAUAACCGUAUUUGGAGAACUCACUGAUGAAAAUGUGAAACACAGAAAAUAUGCAAGGUGGAAGGCAACGUAUAUCCAUAAUUGUUUAAAGAAUGGAGAGACUCCUCAAGCGGGCCCUGUUGGAAUUGAAGAAGAUAAUGAUGUUGAGGAAAAUGAAGAUGCUGGAGCAUCCUCCCUGCCCACACAGCCGCCUCAGCCAUCAUCAUCAUCAUCAUCUUAUGACCCAUCCAGCAUGCCUUCAGGCGGCUAUACUGGAAUACAGAUUCCUCCAGGUGCACAUGCUCCAGCAAAUACUCCAGCAGAAGUGCCUCACAGCACAGGUGUAACGAGUAAUACUAUCCAACCUACUCCACAGACUAUUCCAGCCAUUGAUCCUGCACUGUUUAGUACAAUUUCCCAGGGGGACGUCCGUCUAACUCCAGAGGACUUUGCUAGAGCUCAGAAAUACUGCAAAUAUGCUGGCAGUGCUUUGCAGUAUGAAGAUGUAAGCACUGCUGUACAGAAUCUCCAGAAGGCUCUCAAGUUACUGACUACAGGCAGAGAAUGAAGCCUUUGUACGACAGAUCUGUGUAUUUUUGGCAUAAGGAACUACCAGUCCAUUACUUUAUCUUCAGCCUAUCAGGAGCACACUUUUAAGAAAGACUUCAAUUCCAUUGAAAAUGACAGUGAAAUCUGUGUGUGUCUAAUUCCUAUUGAAGCACUCAGCAACAGCCUCUGCCAGUUUUCAUUUAUUCUAGUAAACAAGUCUUGAGUUCCUAGGGUCGAUGUUAUCACUGUCCCCAAAAUGCCCAUUGCACUGGUUCGUCCUUCCAAAAAUGAAAACAUACUCUGUGAAAUUUUAUUGGGAAUAAGUUUUCCUAAUUUACUUACAUUAAGGGUAUUUUUUUAAGUCUAUACUUGGACACACAAACCAUAUUUCUUUGCUAUAAAAUUCUAAAUUUAACUUAAAAAGAUUUCCAGAUUUCUAGAUUAGAGAUUGUUUUUGUUCUCUUCAAGGUUAAUAAAACAAAUAUGAACAUCUAAAAAUAUUAGAUGAGUCCAAGAGAUUAUAUUAAAAACUCAAAUUAUUUUCAUGUUAGAUAUAAAUACGUUAAAAAUUUAAGACUUCAAGGAAGGAAAUGUAAGUUUGAAAAGUAGAAUGACUUUUAAAGAAUAAAAUUGGUUUCCCUGAUGCAUUUAAGUGUAAGGUGAAUUGGUGUUUGUUUUUUAGGCAGUUUGACUGCAUGUAUUAGAAAAUGGGGGGGGGGGGGAUGUAGCCUGGAAACUUGGUGCUUUAAAUUAAGGUUCUCUGCUGUUGUGGGAUGGAAUCCACAGAGUGUAUGGAUGGAAUGAUGCAGAAAAUUAUAGGACUUUAGGUUCUUGGUUUUAAGUUGAUAAUUUUGUGAGGAAUUAUGGACUUACUAUAUCACCUCCUACAUUUGUGCUAUGAAAAAAAUAAAUACAAGGAUUCUUUUAACUAGUUCAACUUAUUACAAAGCCAAAUGUCUGUUUUGAUUUGUGUGGUAGAUUCGUUGUUUUUUUUUUUUUUUUUAAGUAUUUAUAUUUAGAUACAGGAAUAUAGAUAUUUCUUUAGUAAGAAAAAAAAAUUUUUAAUGAAUUUGACAAAUUUACCAGAAAUUUAUCUGGUCAAUCUCAUUUAUGCUACUUGGAUCGUAAUCUUUUAACUUAGGGGUCAGCAAGCUGUGGCCCCUGGGCUAUUCACAUUGUUGUGUUAAGAAUUUAUUGCAAUAAAACCAUCCUUAUUCAUUUUUUUGAUCUGUGGUUGCUCACCACAACUACAGAGUUUGGAGCCUGCAAAAGGUUUGCUGACAUCUAAUCUAACUGCCCAUUUGAAAGAAAAUAAAUCACUAACUCAUAAUUAUCUGUCGGCUUUUUCCUGCGUAAAUGUGAUGCUUGCCUUUGUACAGGGUUGGUAGAAUAAAUAUUCAAACUUAAUGAACUAUUCUAAAUAAUCACCCAAAAAAAUCCCCAAAAAAACUUACCUCUGGAAAAACGUUCUCAGAUUUUUCAUAAGAUAUGUAGACAUUUGUAGUUAAGCAUUUGCAUCUGGAAAUCUAGUAUAGUUGUGUAGGAUAUCAUUGUAAUUAAAAACUGGUCAGGGUGACCUUUUUAAAAGAUGUAAACACAUUUUAAUUCAAACCUCAACAAGUUUGCACUCUACAAGGUCAAACUUGCCCCCUAUUUGACACCCUUGUUGGUUCCCAGUGGGGAGAGCACAUGGAGAGGAGGAGACAUCAUGGAAACCAUGAAGUCCACUGAGUAGCCAGAUCUUUGGUGCAGCAGAGACCCUUUCUGUAAAAUGGAAAUGACACCAUUAGCCACCUCAGAGUUUUAUUAUAAUAAUAAUAAUACAUGAAGUGCUUAGCACCUGGUAGCAUUCCAUAAGUGUUUAUCAUUGUUCAUUUUAAUGCUAUAGUAAUGUAAUAUAAGUUAUUAAUAAUAAUUUAUUUCCUAAAUAUCUAGAAAUUUCACUUGUCUUUGUGGCCCAAGGCUUACAAAUGCUUUUUUGCAUGAGGAGACUGACUAUAUGAUGUUUUCUAACUUUGUAUUUGUCUUUCUUCAUAUAAAAUCUGAUGAUAAAAUUA
This is a messenger RNA of Marmota monax (woodchuck), 3025 nucleotides long. RefSeq names its product vesicle trafficking 1 (gene Vta1). The transcript has 8 exons. Gene Ontology annotation, biological process: late endosome to vacuole transport via multivesicular body sorting pathway. The record is from RefSeq and is a predicted model, not a curated record. Gene Ontology annotation, cellular component: multivesicular body. Lineage: Eukaryota; Metazoa; Chordata; Mammalia; Rodentia; Sciuridae. Bases 61 to 987 code for a protein of 308 amino acids.